UUAGUAAAAAAAAAAAAAAAUUGUGGGGGAAAAAAAUUAUGCAGCUGUGGCAUACAGCCUUGAAAACUGUUUCAGGGAGGUGGUGGGUCAGGGCCACAGCCACACAAUCUAUCAAAACAUUAGCAGAAUUCCAAAAAUGUGUUGUACACAAGAAUUACAAGGUGUUUAGUUUACUAUGGAAUUCAAGCUGUGCACAUCAACAACACUGAACAUGGCUUACAAUUUGAUGUUUUACACAGGUGGGUAAACUGUCCGGAGUUAAAUACACGUUUUAUUAUUAUUGUUGGUGUCUACACAUUGUCGCAUACAUGUCAGGUCACCAGAAUACACACACAAAUAGUUUUUUUUCUGCGUUGGUUGUCCCCUCAUGUGACAGUGGGGAUUAGACUAGACGAUUGCUCAAUGCACAGCCUCAGCCCAUUCUCCACAGUCAACGUCGAGGGCACGAACUGCAACUUGUUCGCUAACCAGCGCAUGGCCAAACUGACCCAUCCUCGAUGACGCGACGACGCAAAUGAGCUCUCUUCUGCAAGGGUAGUCGGGAAUACAGUACAGGUAAACACGGAGGAAAUACUUUUGCAUUACACUUCCUACAACAGCAAGCGCUGCAGAUAGUCUAACGUCUGCGCAAGUACAUGACGGACAAAAGUAGUGUUGGAGCAUAUGGUGAGCCUUUUCUGCGCAAAGUUUCCAAGAUAUUCUGCUGAGCUAUCGCUAUUAGCUGGGCGCUAUAGAACUACUGCCAUGGCCUGAAGGUAGUUGGCUAUGCUAAGCGCGCUAUGCUGCUUUCGUAGAUACUUUGGCAGACGCAUCUGUCGUCUAUCAACCAUUUCCCCAAAUCCGUAAGGCUACGUGUGAGUCGCACAGUGAGCCGUUGGUAAUGGCGAUAAAGCAUGGCAUCCUGGGUGAACUGUUAAUCCCAGCGAAAGUGUCGUUUACGUAAAUAAAAUAGAUUUAGCUCAUCAACAGCCCUGCAAGGAAGGACGUCGAGAAUACGGAAGAAGCUGACACGCUAACUUUAGCUGCAACCACAGACCUAAGACACAAGUCCUUGAUUCGGGAAUGGGGGAUAUGAAGACCCCAGAUUUCGAUGACUUGCUGGCCGCCUUCGACAUCCCUGACAUCGACGCUAAAGAGGCCAUCCAGUCCGCCCCCGAGGACGCGGAGGGCCAUCACGGCAACUCAGGUGGUGGCAGUGGGGGGGUGGGGAAGGCUGGUGGUGGUGGAGCACCUCACAGACCCCCCAGCUCACCGGAGCCCCAGCAUCACCAGACACCCCACGGUACCUCGCUGUCAUCCCAGCAGGGCGGCGAGCCUCCAUCAGUUAGCGUGAUAGUGAAAAACAAGGUGCGGCCAAAUGCGUUAGACACGGAAGAGGUAGACGGGGGCAGAGACGGUAGCAGUAGUGAAGUGGGUUCGCAGGAAGGGGGUGGUAGCAGCAGCACUCUCCCCACUCCCAGACACCCCCUCCGCAUGCAGGCCGGGCUGGGCUGUGCGCCGGAGCCCCUUGUUCACAACGGCUUCGAGGGCUGCGUAGCUGCAGAGGGCAGCAACCUCUCUCUCAGCCCCAGCAGCCAGGCCCAGGGUCACUCCAAUGGGCAGCUGUGGUCCUCGCCUGCCUCCCCUAAAGCAGCCAGCGAGGGAACCCCCUCUGCCAGCAGCACUGCCGGUGGUGGUGGCGGUGGCUUCGGCAGAUCCAAGCCUGGUCUGGGGUCCAUCGCUGACUCCUUGGCCAAGGGCAGGAAGCCUGGUGCAUCCCAGCCACAGAAGGAGGCGGACCAACAAGGGGACACGCGCGGUGGUGGUGGUGUACCAGACAGAUCAUCUGCUGCUGCUGCUGCUGGUGGUGGUGGUGGUGGUGGUGGUAGCGUUUCUGGGCCCAGCUCUAGUGAGGGUCUGUCUUCAUCUUCCUCCUCAUCCUCCUUCUCCUCUCUCACGUCCACAGCAUCUGCAGGGAGUGUGUCGACGUUCUUCUCCACUCCGGCCACUCUACCACUGCACUCCAAACCAGCGAGCCCCCCCCCUCCUUCUUCUUCUUCUCCUCCUCCUCAUCCUCCACCUCCUCCUUUGUCCUCGUCUUCCUCCACUCCUCUCGUUGGUCCACUCCUGCCCUCCUCCACGUUGGCAGAGAGCAACAGCCUCUCCUCACCACCUGUCUCACCCUCCCGGGUACAGCCAGGUGCAGGUGCAGGGUCGUUGUCUCGGCAACAGCAAAAACAACAAGCAAUUAUGUCGCAUGACGAUGAAGAGGAGUCUGAGUCUGAGUCCGAGCCGGAUCUGUCCAGCCCUCCCCUGGUUAUCCAGGAGAGUCCCGACUCCCUCAUGUGCUCCCCGCCCAACUUCCCCUGUCGCAAGCGCACCACCUCCUCUUCCUCCGGCCUGUUCACGUCCCCCUCCCCCACUUCCGCUUCCGCCUCCGUCACCUCCACCCCCGUCACCCCGGUUGCCGCAGCAACCCUGCCUCCUGUUGCUGCCGACAACAGCAUCAGCACCAGCCCAACUCGGGCUCCAUCAUUAUCGUCGUCGUGGUUACAGACCCCUAAGGCUGCUACUACUGCACCUUCCACCGCCGGCGUCGUAGAGGACAAGCACCCGGAGCAUGUGAUCGAGGAGAGGGACUCGCCCGAGAGCCCGGAGCCCGAACCACCUGCCUCCUCGCUGGGCAAGCGGCCCGCCGAGGCCACCAUGCCCACUCUGACACCCAGAGGCUCCAGCUCCGGCCCUGCGGACACCACCUCCGUCUCCCAGCCUGACCCAGCUGUGGGGGAUGAGGACGGCGAGACACGGGGAGUGGAGGAGGAGGAAGAGGAAGAGGAAGAGGAGGAGGAUACAGACAUGGAAACGGAAGAGGGUGUGAAGCUAGAGGAAGAAGAGGAGGGAGAGGAGGAAGAAGAGGAGUGUGAGCAGAUGAUGGAGGUGGAUGAGCAGGCCUCCGUCACAACCUCGAAUGAUGAAGGCUCCAUGUCUCCCUCCAUGAUCAAGGUCCGCAUCAAGACUGUCAAGACCCCCACCGGCAGCAUCACCCGGACCGUCACUAGGGUGCCACCAAACGGGACCGCCGCCGUCACCGCAGCUGAGGAUCCCAGAACCACAUCACUGGGAGCUCAGAAGGUGAUCCGGCCCAAACGGCCUGGCGUGCCACUUCCGGGUCAUAACCAGACUCAGAACCAGAGGUCAAAGGGCGCAGUGUUGCCCGUGACGACACUGCAGGACGCCAGCACGGCCAUGCUCCUCGCCGCCAGCAAGGCUCAAAACAAAAUGGCCGCCGUCACUACCGCCAAGCUGUCCCCCUCGGCGGCCGGCAUGACCAAAGCCACCGUGCUUGCUACUGUGACAUCGCCAUCGCCCUCCUCCUCACCCAUGUCCUCUCUGUCCACGUCCGCUGCACGUUCUGUAUCCCAGAAGGCCGUGAACGUGAACGGCAGCGUGCUGGCCUCCUCCGUGGCCUCCCUCGCCACGACGACAAACACUGUUGCCACCGCCAACAAGCCGGCCUCCAUCGUCAACAGCAGCGGUGCAGUCAUCUCGCGUACCCAGUCCAGCCUGGUGGAGGCUUUCAACAAGAUCCUCAACAGCAAGAACCUGCUGCCCAGCUACAAGCCCGACCUGGCCUCCUCCUCCACCUCCUCCUCCUCCUCCUCCUCCUCCUGCCCACCCGUGCCACCCCCUGAGUGGGGGUUGUCCAUGCCCAACGGUGGCUACCGCUGCCAGGAGUGUGGAGACAGCUUCGCCCUGGAGCGCAGCCUGGCGCGCCACUUAGACCGACGUUCACUACACAUUGAGGUGACGUGUAACCACUGUGCCAAGCGGCUGGCCUUCUUCAACAAGUGCAGCCUCCUUCUCCACGCGCGGGAGCACAAGGAGAGAGGGCUCGUCAUGCAGUGCUCUCACCUCGUCAUGCGGCCCAUCAGCCUGGAACAGAUGAUAACAGGACAACAGGACACCACGCCCAUAGGUAUGCUGACCACGUCGGUCAGGUCUCCCACUGUCGCUCAUGGGGCCUCCAGUCCAGCUAAGGAGGAGAACCCCCCCACCUCCACCUCCACCUCCACCCCUACUGCCUCUCCAGGACCCCAGGCCCUUCUGCCCCUGCCCUGCAAGAAGGCAGAGCCACUGCAGUACAACAACAACAGGUGUCCGGAGUGCAAGAGUCAGUUCAACGGGAAAGCGGAGCUGAUGGCCCACUUCCAGGAGCUCAAACCUGUAGCCAACACUUCCUGUACCCAGUGCACCCCCCCAAUGCUGCUGCCCAACCCCUGCAGCUGGUCUGCCCAUCAGCGGAUUCAUCGCCACCGCGCCCCCCACGUCUGCCCUGAGUGCGGCGGGGUGGCACGCCAGCCCAGCUUCCACACACACCUGCAGGACGCAUGCCUGCACUACACGCGACGCAUCGGAUACAGGUGUUUCAGUUGCCAGGUGGUGUUUGGCGGUCUGAACUCGGUCAAGUCCCACAUCCAGUCGGCCCACUGCGAGGUGUUCCACAAGUGCCCCUCCUGCCCCAUGGCCUUCAAGUCCGCCCCCAGCGCACAGGGACACAUCUCCUCCCAGCACCCCACGCUCCACAAUGCACAGGCCAAAAUGAUCUACAAAUGUGUGAUGUGCGAGACAGUCUUUACCCAGAAGGCCUUGCUGUACGUGCACUUUGACACCCACCUGACCAAUCAGAAGGUGCAAGUGUUCAAGUGUCCCGACUGCCCUAAAAUCUAUGCCCAGAGGUCCUCCAUGAUGGAGCACAUGAAGACUGCCCACAGGAAACAGGAAGUGGGUGUGGCCUCCCCGGCUUCCUCCUCCUCCGCGGCGAAGGGCAGGGCCGGGCUGCGGAUAGAGAGCUCCGACGGGGAGGAGUGGGGACGCGGGGACGAGGAGGACGCAGAAGAGGAGCAGGAUGGAGGGAGGAAGAGUGAGACUGGCGGAGGAGAGCAGAGCUCCACCCCCAGUUGGAGCUGUACCCACUGCCACAGCCACUACACAGACAAGGAGGAGUACAUCUCCCACAUGGCAAAGGAGCACGACACGGUCCUAAAGAAGUUCCCGUGUAGUGUGUGUGAAGGCUCCUUCUCCUCCUCGUCCAGCCUGAGACGCCACAUCCGCCUCAAGCACAAGGACCACGCGCAGCGUCUCCUCCGCGGCCAGUUGUGUGUGGACAGUAAGCGCUCCUUCGGCAGUCGCCUGAGCCUGGAGAGACACAUGCAGACACAGCAUGGACCAGGAGCCCAGUUGCCAGGGAGACCAGUGGACCGACCGAAGCGCGGCUCUGAAGCAGCCGACUGCUCCAGCCAGCAGGACGUCACUAUGAGCUCCGUCGUGGGCGGAGGAGCCUCUGUGGAUCAGGACUCCGAUUGGUCCAGACCAGCAGGGGGCGGCGGCGGCAGGGGAGGAAAUGCCGGCACCGCGUCAUUGGCUGUGAAGCAGGAAGCAGCAGCAGAGGCGGUGGUGGGCUUGCGGUGCGCGCUGUGCGGCUUCUCUGCAGAGGAGCAGGCUGUGUUCCUGGAGCAUAUCGCGGGUCACCGUGCGGAGGGGGCGGACGAGGCCCUGCAGUGCCAGCAGUGUGGAGCCUGCUUCGCCUCCGCCACCUCCCUCACGCGCCACCAGUUCAUCAGCCACCGCGUACGCAACACACACACCCAACGCAAACACACACGGCACGCAGCACGGGAGGGAGCUGGGGACGGCACUAUUGCAGGAGGGGGAGGGGAGCAGGGUGUGGGGUUGGGGGGGGGUGCAGGGCUGGGGUCACCGGGGUCCCCGUCACAGCCGGGCGAGGACGGAGAGAGGGGUACGGGAGCUUUGGUGUGUAAGGUGUGCGGCAGGCGCUUCGACAAGGCCUCGGACCUCAACACGCACUUCAGGACUCACGGCAUGGCCUUCAUCACGGCUCGCAAGACCGACAAGCCCUAAGGGGAACAGCACC
Molecule: messenger RNA, 5911 nt
Organism: Engraulis encrasicolus (European anchovy)
Lineage: Eukaryota; Metazoa; Chordata; Actinopteri; Clupeiformes; Engraulidae
Product: zinc finger protein 687b-like
Exons: 12
Coding region: 1063-5898 (1611 amino acids)
Source: RefSeq, a predicted model, not a curated record